This is a messenger RNA of Geodia barretti, 1431 nucleotides long. Lineage: Eukaryota; Metazoa; Porifera; Demospongiae; Tetractinellida; Geodiidae. The record is from the annotation of a GenBank genome assembly.
UGAUGCACCUCGAUUAAUGCCAAGAAUCGCAUAAAAAUCUUUCCCCAUCUUGUCGUGCACGACCUGCCGGCCCCCGUCUGUAUUUGCGUUGCUAUGGCAAUAGCUAAGAAGGUGGGCAUUAAUUGAAGUGAUGAUCCGACAGUUUUCGGCUUGCUCACACUGCCGAAAGACGCUCUUAAAGGGAACCUUGCUUUCUAUUCAUCUGGCUGCAACCCCGCCCGAUGGACGGAAGUAUAGCAGCCGUAGUUGCUGGAAUGUUUUAGACGAGAAGGAACGAUUAGGAGAUGCCCCCAGAUUCAAGCUGACUUUUCCAUUCAAAGGCAAGUGUGGUGUAAAUGAAAAGCCUAGCGUUGGUUGUUGUGUACAAGAGCCCACGUUCACCGUUUACAAGGGAAAUUCAUCCGAAGUACGAACGUACAUUGUUGAGAGAGGUGACGAAUUGCUUUCUCUCCCAAGUGUGACAACAGUUCUUAAUCUAACACUUCCAAAGAGUAGGAAUUUCAUGCUUAAUAACUGGAAAAAGGGAAUGGUGAGGGAAUAUGGAGAAAUGGGAUAUCAGCAGGUCAGGGAUGAGAUAAGAGCUGUUGGAAAAGAGUUUCAUGCGGAAUUAGAAUCUAAGCUCUACAGACCUCACCUACUGUCAAUAAAGCCGCAAGAGCACCCACUCUUGAAAUGUUCAAUUCCUCCACCAUACAACACAACUACAAUCUCCUCCCUACCACCACCCCUUCCAUUCCCUCCCAGUCAUACCCUUCCUUCAAUGGAGAAUGAUGCAUGUGAUGUGGGCAGUGAAAACGUGGGUAAUCCAAGUACUGGUGAUGAUGUCAACAGUCGUAUACAAGCUCUACCUCAAAGGUACAUGUUUGUAGGCACCUUUUUCUGCUACUAACACAUUCAUGGCUAACCAAAGGUGUCUUACAUUCUGCAGUGACAGCAGGGAUGAUGUAUUGUCAUCUGCGUGUAGUGGCUACCUUGAGAGUGUGAACCCAGUAUUGGCUGACAUAAGUGAGGUGCACUAUUUAGAGAGUGUUGUAGCUCAUGUAGAGUUAGGCUACUCUGGUACUUGUGACUGCAUUGCUACAUACAGAGAUAGUUUGUGUUUGAUUGACUGGAAAACGUCAUCGAAGCCCCGUCCUUUGAUUACGGACCUACACGACUACCCUCUUCAAGCAGUUGCGUAUGCAGGGGCAGUCAAUCAAGACCUGCACUACCCUUUCAAGGUGGAUAAUGUUGCGAUUGUCGUUGCCUAUCCGUCUGGGGAGCCCUGCCAUGUCCACCUGUUUCCUCCUGAACUCUGUGAGAGAUACUGGGACCAAUGGUUACUCAGAUUGCUACAUUACCAGACACUCUUUAGCUCAGAUCUUAGUAAUGUUUGCUUUUGAAUCGUUUGUCACCUGCUUAGAAGAAUAUUUUGUCAAUUGCUGGCACUAU